CUUAUUCCAAACUGAGGUUUAGCCUUUACAUCUAUAAAUUCCCAUCCCUUUAAAUCUUUUUAUCUGUCUCUUCAAUUCAACCCAAUCCCCUCUUUCUUGUUGGUUCAUAAUUGUCCGUCCGUCCGUCGAAUCUGUGCUUUGUUUCAGCUUCACAUAAGAAAAGCAACAAUUUUUUCUCCGUCAGCCGUUUCAUUUUCCUAGAGAUUCGUCAAAUUCUGAAGCGUUCUUGAGACCCAUCUUGAAGAUCUGGUGUUCUGCUCUUAGUUUCUUAGUAUAUGGACUAUGAACUUUUAGACAGCAGUGGUUAUUCCGCAAAGGGUUGUAUGGUGUAGAUUUGGGGUUAACUCCGCUGGAUUACUCUCUGAAAAUUAAGGACAAAGAAACUAGGGCUCGUGUCUGUGUGGGCCAAUCAAAAGAUGCAUUAUUAGCAUCUCGGAUAUUUAUCUCGGUGAGGUACUGAUGAUGAUCUGCCUCAAUCACAAUAUAAUAGAGCCCCUGCAGGAAGCAUUAUCGCUGGAAACGGAAGGUCUAGCAUAAGUUCAGCCCCAUACCAAAGGAUGUAUGUUGAUAUGGAAGCCCAAAUUCACAACCUUGAGCAGGAAGCAUACGGUGCAAUCCUUCGAGCUUUCAAAGCACAGUCUGAUGCUCUUACAUGGGAAAAGGAAAGCUUGAUAACAGAACUCAGGAAAGAGCUAAGAGUAUCAGAUGAUGAGCACAGAGACCUACUAACCAAGGUCAAUGCAGAUAACCUCAUUCAUAGGAUCAGGGAAUGGAGAAAGAAUAUGGGAAACCAACCUGUUCAUGAACAACUCCCUAGUCCAACAGUUUCUGGAUCAAGAAAGAGACCUAAAAUGUCACAGUCUGUGAUAAUGCCACUUGGUGCCCCAUCCGAGUCAUUGCACCAUCAGACAAUUGGUGCAAGCACACAACCUACAACUCCAGGCGCAAAAUGGGGAGUGGCACCAGGAAAUGGAGGAUUGAGGUCUAGACCUGGUCAACCAGUUUUCUCCUCAAAGCCCGUUCAUUAUCAACAGGCUGGUCCUGGUUCUUCAGGUGCUCUUCGUUCAGGUGAACUUGCUGAAAGACCAGGUGACUCCUUCCUUGGGAGAAGAGUGAUGACUAGGUGGCCAGAUGACAACAACUUCUACGAGGCCAUUAUAACUAAAUACAACGCUGUCGAUGGUCGGCAUGCUUUGGUGUAUGAUAUUGGUACACCAAAUGAGACUUGGGAAUGGGUUGAUCUCAAAGAGUACCUUAAAAUGCAGAUUCCCUCCAAUGAUAUUCGAUGGGUAGGUGAUGAUCCUGGAAUUUCUCAAGUUGGUGGAGGUGGUGGGCCAGGCUAUGGAGUUAAUACUCUAAGUGCUGGAAGAGGGAGGAGAUUUGCUAGGCAACAAUUUGAGAAUGAUGUUCACGCAUCACAAAACGGAAUUGUACAGAAGACUCCAGAUGAAAUUGAGAUACUACACACAGAAACAUUAUUAAAGAAGGUUGAGAAGGUUAUUGAUGCAAGUCACCCUGAUCUGCUUGAGAUUGAAAAGGCUAAGAAAAUGCUCAAGGAACAUGAACAAGCUCUAGUUGAUGUGAUUGCCAAGCUUGCGGAUGUUUGUGACAGUGGAAGUGGUGGGGAGCAGCCCUCCUUUCCUAGAAAUUAUCCACGUGGGAGCAAUCAUGAUGGCGCCGAUAUGGAGCCUGAGACAAGGGGAAGAUCUCUAGCUAACGAAACAGCAAGAGGUCAAGGCGCACUGGAAAAUAAGCAUGAUGAGGAUGUCAUCGUUAUUUAGUUCAUUUCCUUCUCAUAACAGCAACAUUUGUACUUUGUCUAUGUAGGAUUCUGGAGCUACUAAACUUUGUAUUUCGACUCGAUUUUAUGGUAGAAAUGGAUUAAAGUGCCUAAGUUAGUUGCAUUUGUUAAUCUUGUAAGACAUGUAGAGUUCUCUUUGUAUGUUCUAUUUCAGUAACUUUUAGUUGUGCUGCAACAAUGGACUCCUUCCUCCACCUCCCAUCCACUGAAUAAAGCUGCUUCUGUUUUCUUUUC
Messenger RNA from Nicotiana tabacum (common tobacco), 2035 nucleotides. NCBI's taxonomy places the organism in Eukaryota, Viridiplantae, Streptophyta, Magnoliopsida, Solanales, Solanaceae. The record is from RefSeq and is a predicted model, not a curated record.